AUGUCUUCCAAUGUUGACCACGAAGGCGCGGACAAUGAUGUUGCUCCUCCCCGCCCCGUCCAGCGACGGUCGACUAUGCCAGAGUGCGACAGAUCAAACAAGGGCCAGAGGAUCAUUGCUUCCAUAUUUCCCAGCUGUGUGGUAUCAUCCACCAUGUUCAGUGAUAAGCUUGGCAACAACAGGAUCGAUAUAAGGAGUGUGCCACCUAAAGAAAAGGGCAGCGAGUGUGAUGAGCCGAAAAUACUAGUCGAGUAUCUCGAAAACACUGUUUGGGCCAUUCCGGUUCGAGAGUGCUUGACAUGGUUCCCUGAUACUGGUGGCAUGAACACGAACACCACGAUUAAGGCUGCCAUGGGAUCUGCGACAGCUACUUCGAGCACCUUGACAGGCGAGUUAUCCGAAGAAUCGAAGAGCUUCAGCAUCUUUUUAUGGAUGCAACCUAGCCUAGAGAUCUCUAGGAACAUGGCUGCUAGUGUCGAGCUGGGGCAUAUCGAAAAGUUCAUGCAGAAGGAAACACGAAGCGUCGACCAGCGCGCAUACAACGAGUGCCCCAUGGCAACUUAUGAUGAGAUACGCGCGGAGUUGGAACGACUAUCCAUGGAAAAGAACAUUAAAGAACUAGAUAAAGAGUCAUGGAUCCGGAUGGCUCUAGAAGACAGAAUCGGCGUGUUCAACGCUGCUGUCGUUAUCUUCACGUACUUUCUGCCGUUACAAUUCGUUGGUCCCAGUACCGGAAAGGUCUGGGGAUCGCUUAAACUUCUUAUAGAUACUCAUCUUUACUACCCGGAUAGCGAAUAUGAGCGGGGCGAGAGGCCGCCUGAUUAUUAUAGCAACGACGACGACGAUGAGCUGGACGCCAGGACUCAACGGCCGCAGUCUAGCUACUAUCAUUAA
Messenger RNA from Hypoxylon fragiforme, 894 nucleotides. RefSeq lists its product as uncharacterized. Lineage: Eukaryota; Fungi; Ascomycota; Sordariomycetes; Xylariales; Hypoxylaceae. The record is from RefSeq and is a predicted model, not a curated record. Bases 1 to 894 code for a protein of 297 amino acids. The transcript has 5 exons.